AUGAAAUUAACCGCAGACUUGAUUAACAAUAGCCUUUCACACAUCAAUCCCUUAGGUGACCGUGAACUCAUUCUUCGAGAUUUGAAAAUACCAGCUAUUGAAAAUCUCGGUGUUACUAAAGAUUUAAACGACACAAUUGACUUUACAAACAAUGACCUACGCGUUUUGGGAAACUUUCCACGUUUAAACAGACUCAAAUGCUUAUUACUUAAUAACAAUCGCAUCACCAGAAUUGAAAGUGGACUGGAGACUUAUGUUCCUCAUUUGCAUACCAUCAUCUUGACAAAUAAUGCAGUUGCUGAAUUAGGCGAUUUAGAGCCAUUGACAAAACUGAAAAAGUUGACACAUUUAAGUUUAUUAGACAAUCCCGUAGCAAAGAAACAACACUAUCGCUUAUAUGUUAUUCACAAGCUCCCACAGCUUCGUGUAUUAGACUUUAAUAAGGUGAAGCUGGCAGAGAGAAAUGAAGCUAAAAAACUAUUCAGCACAGAGCAGGGAACAGACAAUGAUUUGGCUAGAUCAAUUGGAGAAAGCAAGUCAAAAACAUUUGAACCUGGAGAAGGAUUAAGCAAUGGAACAAAAUAA
Molecule: messenger RNA, 585 nt
Organism: Rhizopus microsporus ATCC 52813
Lineage: Eukaryota; Fungi; Mucoromycota; Mucoromycetes; Mucorales; Rhizopodaceae
Product: small nuclear ribonucleoprotein polypeptide A', isoform CRA_c
Exons: 3
Coding region: 1-585 (194 amino acids)
Biological process (GO): mRNA splicing, via spliceosome
Cellular component (GO): U2 snRNP
Molecular function (GO): U2 snRNA binding; protein binding
Source: RefSeq, a predicted model, not a curated record